AUGUCCAUCGUCAACAUUCGCAACAUUGAGCUCGUCAACAACCCUGCCAAGUUUGAUGACGAGUACCACUUCCGCAUCAAGUUUGAGGCCAUUGCUCCUCUGGCCGAAGACCUCGAAUGGCGUCUCAUCUACGUCGGCUCGGCCAAGUCGGAGGAGUACGACCAGGAGCUUGACUCGUGCAUGGUCGGCCCCGUCCCCGCUGGCGUGAACGCGUUCGACUUUAUCGCCCCUGCUCCCCAGCACCACCUGUUGCCGUCGGUUGAGCCUGAUGAGAUUCUCGGCGUCACCGUCAUUAUCAUCACUGCAUCCUACCGCGACAAGGAGUUUGUUCGUGUUGGGUACUAUGUCAACACGGACUAUGAGGACGAGCAGCUCCGUAUCGAACCCCCUUCCAAGGUACUCUGGGACCAGCUCUACCGCAACGUUCUGAUCGGAAAGCCCAAGGUUACCCGUUUCCAGAACCCCUGGGACAGCGGAACGGCCGAUGCCAACGACGGCAACGAGAUUGACUCCCUGCAGUCGGGCAACACCAACCUGUACGACUCGCCAGUGCCCCCACCUGUGCAGAAGGCGGCUCCGGCCGCAGCCGGCGGUAUGGACGUGGACGAGGUCGCCGCAUAG
Apiotrichum porosum is the source of this 621-nucleotide messenger RNA. RefSeq names its product Histone chaperone asf1 (gene ASF1). Gene Ontology annotation, biological process: DNA replication-dependent chromatin assembly. Bases 1 to 621 code for a protein of 206 amino acids. Gene Ontology annotation, molecular function: histone binding. The transcript has 6 exons. NCBI's taxonomy places the organism in Eukaryota, Fungi, Basidiomycota, Tremellomycetes, Trichosporonales, Trichosporonaceae. Gene Ontology annotation, cellular component: nucleus. The record is from RefSeq and is a predicted model, not a curated record.